Molecule: messenger RNA, 942 nt
Organism: Orycteropus afer afer
Lineage: Eukaryota; Metazoa; Chordata; Mammalia; Tubulidentata; Orycteropodidae
Source: RefSeq, a predicted model, not a curated record
AUGAGGCCUGAGAACCGGAGCUCCGUGUCUGAAUUCCUCCUCCUGGGGCUUCCUGUCCGGCCGGAGCAGCAGGGCAUGUUCUUCACCCUGUUCCUGGGCAUGUACCUGACCACGGUGCUGGGGAACCUGCUCAUCAUCCUGCUCAUCAGGCUGGACCCUCGCCUCCACACCCCCAUGUACUUCUUCCUCAGCCACUUGGCCUUCUCUGAUGUUUCUUUCUCAUCUGUCACCGUCCCAAAGAUGUUGAUGGACAUGCAGGCUAGUGACAAAUCCAUCCCUUAUGAAGGGUGCAUCUCACAGACAUAUUUUUUCCUAUUUUUUGUUUGUCUUGACAAUUUCCUUCUUGCAGUGAUGGCAUAUGACAGGUUUGUGGCCAUCUGUCAUCCCCUUCACUAUACCACCACCAUGAGGGAUGAGCUGUGCAUCUCAUUGGUGACUGGGUCCUGGUUCCUCUCUUGUGUCCAUGCCCUUUUACACACCCUUCUCCUGUCCCACUUGUCCUUCUGUGCUGACAACACUAUCCCCAACUUCUUCUGUGACCUCAUGGCCCUUCUGAAGUUGACCUGUUCAGACACCUCCCUCAAUGAGCUAGUUAUCUUCACUGAGGGGGUACUGGUUGCCCUCCUGUCACUGAGUGCUAUUUUUGGUUCUUAUGUGAGCAUUGGGGCCACCAUCCUGAAGGCCCCUUCCACCAAGAAGAUCUGCAAAGCUUUGUCUACCUGUGGCUCCCACCUCUUUGUGGUCUUUCUGUACUAUGGGACUGCUAUAAUUAUUUACUUAUUUCCUUCAUUAAGUAAUUCUAAAAUCAAGGACACAUUUGCUUCAGUCAUGUACACAGUGGUGACCCCCAUGCUGAACCCAUUCAUCUACAGCCUGAGGAACAGAGACAUGAAAUUGGCUCUGGGGAUCCUUUACAGAAGGGUGAUUAUUUUUGCCAAGUGA